AAGAGUACAAAUUCAAGAGUCCGUGAGAGGAAAAGAUGUUUUCAUCAUCCAAACAGUUUCAAAGGAUGUGAACACCACCAUCAUGGAGCUCCUGAUUAUGGUGUAUGCCUGUAAGACCUCUUGUGCCAAGAGCAUUAUUGGCGUGAUCCCUUACUUUCCUUAUAGCAAGCAGUGCAAGAUGAGAAAAAGAGGCUCCAUUGUCUCUAAAUUGCUGGCCUCCAUGAUGUGCAAAGCUGGUCUGACUCAUCUUAUUACUAUGGAUUUACACCAGAAGGAAAUUCAGGGCUUCUUCAAUAUUCCUGUUGAUAAUUUAAGAGCAUCUCCCUUCUUAUUACAGUAUAUUCAAGAGGAGAUCCCAGAUUACAGGAAUGCGGUCAUUGUAGCCAAGUCUCCAGCCUCGGCCAAGAGGGCACAGUCUUUUGCUGAGCGCCUGCGUCUGGGAAUCGCGGUUAUUCAUGGAGAAGCACAGGAUGCUGAGUCGGACUUGGUGGAUGGACGGCAUUCCCCACCCAUGGUCAGGAGUGUAGCUGCCAUCCACCCCAGCCUGGAGAUCCCCAUGCUGAUUCCUAAAGAAAAGCCCCCAAUCACAGUUGUUGGCGAUGUUGGAGGAAGAAUCGCCAUCAUUGUGGAUGACAUCAUUGAUGACGUUGACAGCUUUCUUGCUGCAGCAGAGACACUGAAGGAGAGAGGUGCAUACAAGAUCUUCGUGAUGGCAACUCAUGGCUUGUUAUCUUCUGACGCACCCCGGCUGAUUGAAGAGUCUGCCAUUGACGAGCGGGUCCCUGCGGCAUGGCUGAGGCCGGAUGCUCUGCUCUGCUGUCUACGGGCCGUUCCCCUCCACGCUUCACAAGGAUCUCUUCAGUCUCCAUGGUGCUCUGCACUGUGUUGCCUCAGGCUCUGCACAAGCGAGAAGAGAAGGCUAAGGCACAGCUGUAAUGUGCCUAGCUGAGCAUUGAAGGCAUGCCCCAAGAUACACACAGCCCAUCUGCAGACUCGGAGAUUUUUUUUUUUUUUUUGGUUUCAGGCUCUUAAGAAGUUUCUGAUGAAUCACUAGAUGACCAUUCACCUAACUGAACAGAGACUUCAUUUGCUACCCGUGACAAAGAAUACAGACUUUACAAAAUCAGAAAAUCCACUAAACAAACAAACAGCUACAAUAAUAAACAACAAGCCCUACAAUAAUAAACAGCAAUAAACCCUGAGAAGGGGGGAGAGUCUGAUAUUCAGAUUCCCAUUAACAAUGUUCAAUUUUCAAGGAAAGAUUCUCAGGCAUGUGCUCUAGUUUGAAUGUUUGUCCCCUCUUAAUCUCAUGUUGAAAUUUAAUUGCAUUGUAACAGUAUUGGGAGGUGGGACCUUUGGGAGGCGAUUAGGCCAUGAGGGCUCCUCCCUUGUGAGUGGAACUGGUGCCAUUAUAAAAGGCUGUGUUCAUCUCCCUCCCAUCUUCUCACCUCUGCCAUGUAUUGACACAGCAAGAAGUCCUUCUCAAGAUGCUAGCACCUUGAUCUUGGACUUCCCAGCCUUCAGAAUUGUGAGCCAAUAAAUUUCUGUUCAUUAAAAAUCA
Molecule: messenger RNA, 1561 nt
Organism: Galeopterus variegatus (Sunda flying lemur)
Lineage: Eukaryota; Metazoa; Chordata; Mammalia; Dermoptera; Cynocephalidae
Gene: PRPSAP2
Product: phosphoribosyl pyrophosphate synthetase-associated protein 2
Exons: 9
Coding region: 83-949 (288 amino acids)
Biological process (GO): purine nucleotide biosynthetic process; 5-phosphoribose 1-diphosphate biosynthetic process
Cellular component (GO): cytoplasm; ribose phosphate diphosphokinase complex
Molecular function (GO): magnesium ion binding; ribose phosphate diphosphokinase activity
Source: RefSeq, a predicted model, not a curated record